This is a messenger RNA of Brenthis ino (lesser marbled fritillary), 3204 nucleotides long. Lineage: Eukaryota; Metazoa; Arthropoda; Insecta; Lepidoptera; Nymphalidae. The record is from the annotation of a GenBank genome assembly.
AUGAUUGAAGAAUAUAUUAUAUCAUUUCACUUACACGAUUGUCUUAAUAUACUAUCAGAACAAGAUAUUCUAGGUUACUAUAGUAUUAAGAUAGAUUUCCUAAAACUCUUUGAAACUUAUCCUGAUGUCGGAGAUAAAGUUUUAUGUAGUCCAGUUAAUACAUUACCAGCUUGUAAUAAGGAUAUUAUAAAAGUACAGCAAAAUAUUUUAGAGAAAGAAGAGUAUAAGCCGCUUGUUCAAAAAUUACCAUUUACUUAUUUAAAAAGGAAUGUUCAUGCUAGGUUCUUUGGGCUGCCAGUUUGUCCUGAAUUGCAUAGGAAUAUAUUUCCUAAAAAUGUGGAUUUGGGAUGCUUUUUGAAAGUAACAGCUACUGUUGUCCGUGUAACACAAUCAAAGAUGUUAGAAUAUCAAAGAAAGUAUGUUUGUAUGAAGUGUAAAUUUGAAAACUGUGUUGAAGCAGAUUUUGAAAAUAGAUAUAUAUUGAGAGCACCAUCAAAAUGUGGAAACACAGAAACAAGAUGUAGAUGUUCAACAUUUACACAAGUCAGCCUAGUUUCUAGAGAGUUUUGCAAAGAUUAUCAGGAAAUUAAGAUACAGGAACAAGUAAACAAACUAAGUAUUGGCACAAUACCAGGGUCGAUGUGGGUUGUAUUAGAAGAUGAUUUAGUCGACUGCUGUAAGCCAGGAGAUGAUGUUAUUAUUUGUGGCUCAGUACGCCGUCGAUGGCGCCCGUCGUAUCAGAAUCGAAAAUGCGAAGUAGAAUUAGUUCUACAAGCCAAUUUUAUAGAAGUAAUAAAUGCGCAAAGAUCUCAAGUUAUAGCAAUGGCGCCAGAUGUGAAGGACUGUUUUGAUGAUUUUUGGACGAAAUAUGAACAAUGUCCUUUGAAGGGAAGAGAUCAAAUUUUAGCAUCGGUUUGUCCUCAGGUGUAUGGCCUUUAUUUGGUUAAGUUGGCAGUUCUAUUGACAGUUAUAACAGGAUCGAAUAACAUGGUGGAAAAUGAUAAGAAAUCAAUGGACGAUCACAACACUCAUGUUAGAGGGCAGUGCCAUUUGUUACUGGUUGGGGAUCCAGGUACAGGCAAGUCGCAGUUACUGAAGGCUAGUGCCGAGUUGACACCACGCUCGGUGUUCACGUCGGGCGCCGGAAGCACUCGCGCGGGGCUCACGUGUGCUGCACUACGGGAAGAAGGCGAAUGGCAGUUAGAAGCGGGUGCACUAGUUCUGUCCGACGGCGGUGUUUGUUGCAUUGACGAGAUCUCGCACCUGAGGGACCACGACAGAGCUGCGAUACACGAGGCCAUGGAACAACAGACUAUAUCUGUUGCUAAAGCGGGUAUAGUGUGUAAAUUAAACACAAGGUGCGCCGUCAUCGCCGCGUGUAACCCCAAAGGCCACUACCAGACCGACCAACCGCUAAGUGUCAAUGUGUCGUUGGGAACACCCUUGUUAAGUAGAUUUGAUCUAAUCUUUAUUUUGCUGGAUUCCAAAAAUAAAUCAUGGGAUAAAUUAGUUUCAUCAUAUAUAUUAUUUGGUGGUUCCAAUCAAAUGGAAACAAAAAAGAAAUGGAGUAUAGAAAAAUUACAGAUGUAUAUAGGUUUAAUAGGGCCAAGGCAAACCCAAAUGACGAAAUCAGCGAACACAAUAAUACAAUGUUACUACAUGAUGCAAAGAAAAUCGGAGUAUAGAGAUCCUUCAAGAACAACUGUAAGAAUGCUGGAUAGUUUAAUAAGAUUAUCACAAGCACACUGUCGUCUUAUGUACAGGAAAACCAUUUUACCUAUAGACGCUAUAAUUGCAAUUACAUUAGUCGAUCUUUCAAUGCAAGACUGCACUUUAGAAGACACAGCGGACGCAUUACAUUCGACAUAUCAAAAAUAUCCAGACUUUGAUUAUCUUUGUACUGCAAAAAAAUUAUUAACUAAAAUGAGUCUGUACGAUAUAUGGAGAGAUGAAUUGUUAUACUAUGGAAAAUUAAUGCAAGUUGAUCAUAAAACGUUAGAAAAUGAUAUAGAGAACAGCAACUCUAAACUAUUUGAGAAGUACGACGAUGUUACAGAUGAUAAUAUACCUCUAUCUGCAUCUGUAGUAACAAGUUCUUAUUUCAAUAAUAAUAAGAAAAAUAACGAACAUCUUAAAGAUAAAGAGAAAUCAAGUAAUCCUAUUAACGAUAAAUUGGCGGCUACUUUGAAAAAACACGCGACUCUCAAUAAAAUUCAAAAAGACCCACCUGUUAAUAAUAAAAGAAAAUAUACAAAACGUAAACGAAAGGAAGUUAUCAUUGAUACCAGUAAAUUUUCAAGUGAUAAAGAGAAGGACAAGAAAAGGUCUAAAAAAUUUCAAAUUGACUUUAAUAUGUCUGACAGUGAUGAUGAUUCAAAGAAUAAUUCAAAUAAUGUUUCCAUUUUGAGCAAAGAUGUAGAAGCAGAUAACUUCAGUAACAAUUCUGAAGUAAGUAAUGGAAUGCAAGAAAAGGUACAAUUUCAGGUAGAUGACAAAACCAACAUAGAUAAUAAAGAAAUUGAUCCUAAAACGAAAAACACUGAUCGUGAACAGGUUGACAAAAGUAAAAAUAAAGUAGAUAAUAAAGAAAAUCGUUCUGAAAUGAAAAACACUGAUUGUGACAUUAAUAAACUAAAUGAUACUUCAAAAAAGAAAAUUGUACGAAAUAAAGUUAAAAAGAUAUCACCAGUUUCUUCAAAAAGAUUAAGAAAAGAAGCAACAGCUGGACGCAACAGUAAUUUGAAAAUUAAGAAAAAGAAAGUUAAAAUAAUUGAUCAAAUAAAAUCAGAUAAUGAUAAUGGUUCUAAUGAUAGCGAGGAAUUUAACACCACAGAAUUGCUUAAGGGCAUUCCGAGUGUAAACGAUGAUUUAAUGAAAAUUGGAAUCGAUUUUAAAAUCCAUAGCGAUGAUUCAAAUAUCGAUUUUGAUGAUAUCGAUUUACCUGCAAAUGUUAGUGAUGAUUCGAAACAAACAAACAUUAUUAAUAAAGAAAAGUUAAAUACAACUGCAAAUAAGUUAAAGCAAUUUGAAUUUUCAGCAAAUCAUGAUUUGGAUAAGUUUUACAAGGAGAUCCCUCAAAAUAAUGUUGCAAUAUUACGCAAGAAAGAUAGAACUCAGAGUAAUUCUUGUAUACAAAAACAAUCUGCGUCCAGCUCGCAAAUAUCCAUGUUUGAGAGUUCCGACUGUGAUAUAGAUUUAGAUAUU